Messenger RNA from Octodon degus (degu), 3516 nucleotides. Its product is annotated as putative Dol-P-Glc:Glc(2)Man(9)GlcNAc(2)-PP-Dol alpha-1,2-glucosyltransferase. Gene Ontology annotation, cellular component: endoplasmic reticulum. The coding region runs from base 67 to 1503 and encodes 478 amino acids. The record is from RefSeq and is a predicted model, not a curated record. Gene Ontology annotation, molecular function: dolichyl pyrophosphate Glc2Man9GlcNAc2 alpha-1,2-glucosyltransferase activity. The transcript is spliced from 3 exons. NCBI's taxonomy places the organism in Eukaryota, Metazoa, Chordata, Mammalia, Rodentia, Octodontidae. Gene Ontology annotation, biological process: protein N-linked glycosylation; dolichol-linked oligosaccharide biosynthetic process.
CCCGCCUCGCGCGCCCGUUUCGAGCCGAGUCGCUGGCUGGGCUCCGCGGGCCGGGCGGCGGCGGCCAUGGGGUCCGGCGCGGCGCAGCUGGAGGGCUACUACUUCUCGGCCGCGCUGAGCUGCACCUUCCUGGUGUCGUGCCUGCUCUUCUCCGCCUUCAGCCGCGCGCUGCGCGAGCCCUACAUGGACGAGGUCUUCCACCUGCCGCAGGCGCAGCGCUACUGCGAGGGCCGCUUCUCCCCCGCGCAGUGGGAUCCUAUGAUUACUACCCUACCUGGCUUAUACCUGGUGUCCGUGGGUGUGGUCAAGCCUGCCAGCUGGAUCUUUGGAUGGUCUGAACAUGUUGUCUGCUCCAUUGGGAUGCUCAGAUUCGUCAAUCUUCUCUUCAGCAUUGGCAACUUCUAUUUACUGUAUUUGCUUUUCCAGAAGGUGCAACCCAAAAACAAGGGUGCUUCCAGUAUCCAGAGAAUCUUAUCAACACUGGCACUAGCAAUAUUUCCUACACUCUACUUUUUUAACUUCCUUUAUUAUACAGAAGCAGGAUCCAUGUUUUUUACUCUUUUUGCAUAUUUGAUGUGUCUUUAUGGAAAUCAUAAAACAUCAGCCCUGCUUGGAUUUGGGGGCUUCAUGUUUCGCCAGACAAAUAUCAUCUGGACCGUCUUCUGCGCAGGACACAUCGUAGCGCACAGGUUGACCGAAGCGUGGAAAACCGAGCUGCAAAAGAAAAAGGAAGAGAGGCUCCCCUCUGGGAAAGGACCGUUUUCAGAAUUCAGGAGAAUUGUUUGGUUCCUCUUGGCGUACUGCCUGUCCUUUAAGAACUUGAGUGCGCUCAUCCUCCUGACCUGGCCCUACGUCCUUCUGGUCCUGGCAUUUGGUGCCUUUGUAGUAGUUAAUGGUGGAAUUGUAAUUGGUGACCGGAGUAAUCAUGAGGCCUGUCUUCAUUUUCCUCAGCUCUUCUACUUUUUCUCUUUUACUCUCUUUUUUUCCUUUCCCCACCUGCUAUCUCCUACCAAAAUUAAGACUUUUAUUUUCUUAGUUUGGAAACGCAGAAUCCAGUUUCUUAUUAUUACCUCAGUCUCCAUAUUUUUAGUUUGGAAGUUUACUUACGUUCAUAGAUACUUGCUAGCGGACAAUAGACAUUAUACAUUCUAUGUGUGGAAAAGAGUUUUUCAAAGACAUGAUAUUAUGAAAUAUUUGUUAGUUCCAGGCUAUAUAUUUGCUGGUUGGAGUAUAGCUGACUCGUUGAAAUCAAAAUCAGUUUUCUGGAAUUUAAUGUUUUUUGUAUGCUUGUUUACUUCUACAGUUCCUCAGAAACUGCUAGAAUUCCGUUACUUUAUUUUACCUUAUAUUAUUUAUAGGGUUAACAUACCUCUGCCGCCCACGUCAAGACUUCUGUGUGAACUAAGCUGCUAUGCACUUGUUAAUUUCCUAACUUUUUAUAUCUUUCUGAACAAGACUUUCCAGUGGCCAGAUAAUCAGGAUAUCCAAAGGUUUAUGUGGUAAUACAAGAAUAUUCAUACUGUCUCCAAAAUGGAUAACUAAAUAUAUAAAAACAAUUUGGGGGGGGUACUACAGUGAUCCUAAGAUCACAUCUGAUAUUUAUGUACAUUUUAGGCAUGCAUAACGAGUCUGAGGAAGUUCAGGAUAAAGAACUGAGAAAGCUCCAGACCUGAUUCAAAAACCAAACUGAUGCAAAAUAAACGUGUUUACAAUUCUCUCAUCAUAUCUGUUAUACCAUUAAACAUAAAGCUAGGAAACUUCUUACAUAAGUUCAAGAAAAUCAGGAUGCUUCAUAGUAAUAUAACUAGUUUACUGUAAUUUUUUCCAGAAAGCUAACAGAAUGUUUGAGUGAUAUUUAUAAAUGAUCAGCCAACAUUCCUGAUUGAAAAGUUGUUUAACAUUUCAGAAAUACAGUUUUAAUUCUAAAUUAAAACAGAUUUGUAUAGCUAGUAAGUUACAAACAGGUUUAUCUAGGAAUCAAAUUGGUUUUAAAGUCUAGAUGGCCUACUAUAUCACUAAUGCCCAGUAAGGCAUGUAUGAAGGCCAGAAAUAAAUGGUGUUAAUUAUAAUACCUUUUAAAGUAAAAGUUUUCCUGAAAUAAGUUACUGUGUUAGUUUCCUAGGUUUGCAAUAGCAAACGACCAUGAAUCUGGUGACUUCAAAAAGUUCCUCCCGUUUAUAGAGUGAGAGUCAAGUCAAAGUAUUACAGAGGCGGUUCUUUCGGGAAGCCGGGAGGGGAGCUUAUUGGCACAGCAGUAAGCCAGUUUCUGCCUCCGUCUUUCCACGGCCGCCUGUGUCCUGCCUCCUGUAAAGACAUGGCCAUUGGAUAUAAAGCACUUUAAUACAGAUAAUCUGAUGAGAAAUCCUUAAUUAUAUCUGCAGUCAGCCUGUGAAGGCUCAUUUUCCAAGUAAGGUCACAUUUGUAGGUUCUGGGUCAGUGUCUUUUUGUGGGGAAAAAAGGAACAUAAGGUUUUCAGGAGAAAACACUUUUAAAUAGAAUUUUCAUGGGAAGUUUAAAAAUUAGUGACUUCUGAGGUUCCCUCCUCCCAUAAAUAUAAAUCGAAUUGGUAUUUGAGUCCCUCGUCCAAAAAUAUUAGAAUUAAAAGUUAAAUCAUUUGAUCUAACUGUAUAGAUUAGGGAUACCUGCUGGGGUGUUUGUUUGGGUUUCAUGUUCACUUUUUUUUACAUUCAUCUAUUGUUUUGUCAUUCCUCUGCAGGAAAUUGUAUUUUGAGACUUGUUAACUUUGAUGUGUAAGCUAGGAACUGUGAAUAGAACAUUUAAGUUCAGUUUAUAUUUUUUAAGUUUAAAAAAAAAAAAUGGUUAUAAGUAAAUUAUUUUUCUUUCAGUGUUAGAUUAUACUUUCUCUGGGCUUUAAAUAAUUACAAGAUUUGGCUGUAAAUAAGUAUAUUCUGCAUUUGCAAAUAUUGUAUAGAAGUAAAAAUACAGUCUUUUCAGAACUUAGUAGGUUGAUACAGUUACAGCAGUAAGCAGAUUUUUUUUUUUUAACCUAGACUUUUUUAAUAGAGAAAACAUCCUCAAAGAAACAAUGCUUUUACCACAAAUUUAUUGUAAUGGACAACCAAGUUGAGGAAGCCAAAAUUAGAAAAAAAGAACAAGUAUAAUUUGGGAAAAACAACUUCCUUGAUUGAUGAAACUAAUGCAAAUCUUGAUGUUUAAUGGUAUUUCUAGGUGGGAAAACUUUUCUCUAACAUAUCUGGCAAGAAGGAAAAAACCAUGUUACCCCACAUAACUAAAGACAACUAUUGUGGGGAGAGUUCAUAUUUUCAUUUUCAAGUGGUGGGUCACUGUCAGUUUCAUUUUUAACAAAUGUUUUGGAAAAGUUACAUUAAGAGGGAAAAAGAUUAAUCUUUGUUUUCCAUAAAGUGCAUUUUUUGACACAUUAGAAAAGAAUGUUAUGAAUUAAAUGCUGAGUAGAUGCGUAAUUUUAUAAUAGGAUGUGAUUUCAGGAUGAUUGCUAUUUAAAUUACUAUUUUUCAGUAAUUUUUUUUUUUUUUU